This is a messenger RNA of Anoplopoma fimbria (sablefish), 5514 nucleotides long. Its product is annotated as interferon-induced very large GTPase 1-like. Bases 82 to 4947 code for a protein of 1621 amino acids. The record is from RefSeq and is a predicted model, not a curated record. The transcript has 3 exons. Lineage: Eukaryota; Metazoa; Chordata; Actinopteri; Perciformes; Anoplopomatidae. Gene Ontology annotation, molecular function: GTP binding.
GAACAUCUGGACCACGAAUCCCACAAAGAAGAAAGGAUCAAUACAUCAGUGUUUCAGCAAAAUCAAACAAGUACCUUAGAUAUGGAUAUGAGUGUGAACAAAGAUAAGCUGUCAGUGAAGAUUUCUGAAGCGAUGAAAACACUGCUUGGCAGACUUCAUCUUCAAGGCAAACAGCAACAGAAAUUUUCACCAGCAGAUUUUCUCAAAGUAGGUCCACCUGUGAAACAGGAGCAGGACACAUCUGAGAAAGAUGUAGCACAUACUUUUCUUCAGAGGUUGAUGAUGUUAGACCACAGAGCCAGAUAUAUUCCUGUAAGACAAGACAGUCUCGAGGUUAGCCACUCAAACCCUGUUGAAGACAGUGCCAGUGAUGACACAGAUGACGAUGACUCUGCUCUUUACACCACCAAUGUAGACUUUGAUCAAUCAAAACUCAAGACUCACAUUCAUCCAAUGGAUGUUCAAAUGGCAGUAUAUCACUGCUCAGACAGCUUUUUUAAGCAGAACAUGGUUACAAAGCUAUCACAAUGUCAGUACGCCUUACCUUUGCUUGUUCCUGACCCAGUAACAAUGGAUAUUGUCUGUCCUCUGUGGACAUUCAGACAAAUAAGAAAAACAUGGAACAUAACUGAAAUGAAAGAUGAUUCAAACAUUGUCACCAUGAAGAAUAUGCCCAUCUGCAAAGCUGAGACACCCAUGGUGUCAUUUAUCCGCCUGGGUUCACCAUCUCCGUCUAAAUCUCAGCUGGUAAACACUUUGAUCAACGAUCGCCACGAAACCUUCUUCCACAAAAACUCCAAAGGUAGUACCAAGACUCGCCAUCUGAUGGAUGGUGUGGCAGAGAUUGCCUGGUACUUCCCUGCUGGAAACCCCAGUGAUGCCUUCACUGAAUGCAUUGCCUUCUGUAAUCUUCAUGGUGAUGCUCUGUCAAUUGUAAAUCAGCGUGACAUUCUGACUGACAAAUCUUCAGUCAAUGUUGUACUUGUACCAACUCUUGAACAAGGUGACAAAAACAGUGCAGUUAUCUCAGCCCUUUACAAGUCUCCAAAGCCUGUCAUUGUUCUCAUUGCUGAGAACGAUGGUGGUGCUGUCCAGGUGAAAAAGGGAAAGUACAAAAUGGGUUUAAAGGACAGAAGCCAGUCAGAUGUCUCUGAAGAACUGAAAAAAAUCAUUGUAAAUAUUUUGUCUGGACCACAUGAAUCCUUCCAACUGGAAUCCAUGGCUGAAGUUCAUGGAAUCAAAGUGGAUGAAAACGACAAAGUUUGCCAAAAAGGCAAAUCUGCUGCAAUGGAAAUUGUGGACCUGCUUCAAGGGUUGGAUGUUUCAAAGAUCAAAGAUACAUAUCUCCCUUGUCAAGGAAAACUGUGGCAUGAAUGGUGCAAAGUCAACAAAGAACUGUAUCAUCUCAAAGGAAACAUUGAGUAUGAGAAAUGUAAAAAGCAACAGAAACUGAUGGAAAUACGACAAAAUCAAUUGACUCUUUCCUGUAGUAACCCAAUUAAGUUGUUCAUUGAAAGCCUUUCAUCUUUGUCAGCAACAGACAGAGAGUAUUUCUUGAAAUGGACUCAGAUCUUAAUAGAUGCUCUCUCCACAGACGAUCUCUCUUCAAUUCUCCAAGCCUACUUUAAAAAGUGGGCUGAGGUCUUGGACUUGAAGAAGAAGCAUGACAAAUCUGAUCUACACAAAAGAAAGCAAACUGAGCUUGAUGAAAUAUCAGCAAAACUACAAUCAGCUACUUUUGGCUUGGAGCACAUCUUCAGAGAAAUGGGACAGAUCUAUGAAGCGCAUGCAUCUCUGCAGAGACCAACCACAAUGGGACCGACUGACUGGUCUAAAUACCCUGAGCUGGCUGCAGAGCUGAUGAUUUCAGGAAAACCAAUGGAGCUGAUGGAUGGGGAUGCAGGUCAUGUACCUUUAACAUGGAUAUCUGGACUUUUAGAUGAAGUCAUCAAGAAACUGGGUGACAAGAGAGUCUUUGUUUUGUCAGUGUUAGGCGUACAAAGCAGUGGAAAAUCAACAAUGCUGAAUGCCAUGUUUGGGCUACAGUUUGCAGUGAGUGCUGGCAGGUGCACCAAGGGUGCCUUCAUGCAGCUUGUCGAAGUAUCAGACGAGAUCAAGAAAGACUUUCAGUUUGACUACUUGCUAGUGGUGGACACUGAAGGAUUGCGUGCUAAUGAGUUGGAAGGUAACACCACUCUUCAUCACGACAAUGAACUGGCCACAUUUGUUAUUGGUCUGGGACACAUGACAGUGAUCAACAUCUACGGAGAGAAUCCAUCUGAGAUGCAAGAUGCUCUGCAGAUUGUUGUUCAGGCUUUCAUGAGGAUGAAGAAAAUUAAACUUUCUCCAAGUUGUGUGUUUGUUCACCAAAAUGUCACGGAUCUUGCUGCUGCAGAGAAAAACAUGGAUGGAAAAAGACGACUGCAAGACAAACUGGACAAUAUGGCCCAGCUAGCAGCCAAAGAGGAGGUUUGUGAUGCCAAGUGCUUCAGUGACGUAAUUUCAUUUGAUGUGCAGAAAGAUGUGAAAUACUUUGCCCAGCUUUGGGAGGGAAGUCCACCUAUGGCUCCUCCAAAUCCAGGUUAUAGUCAGAGUGUCCAAGAGCUGAAGAAAAUCAUCCUGUCAAAAGCUUCAGAGUGUGAGGGGAUUCCUCUCUCGCAGUUCAAAAUCAAGAUUCAGGACCUGUGGAAUGCCCUGAUGAAUGAACACUUUGUUUUUAGUUUCAAAAACACACUUGAAAUUGCAGUGUACAGAAAACUUGAGGUCCAGUAUGGGAACUGGACCUGGACCCUGAGGAGCAACAUGUUGACCAUUGAGAACGGGCUUUAUACCAAAAUUGAAAAUGGAAAUCUUGACACGGUCGAGCUCAAUCACCUUAAUCAAGAAUCGAACAAAACCUAUGAUGAGAUCAAAAAAGCAGUGACAACAUACUUUGAUGAUGACCGAGACAAAGAAAUGUUGGUUCAGUGGCGAGGCAGAUUUGAAAGCAAAAUCAAAGAAUUUCAUGAUGAACAAGUGACAGGAGUUAAAAGAAAACUUGAUGAAGUCAUCCAGCAGAAAAAAGCUUGUAAAAAGCUUGAUAAUAAGACGACAGAGUUUGAGAGCAAGCUGCUACAAAAGAGCAAAGAGCUCGCUCAUCGGUUAAAGGACAAGGCAAAAGAUGAAGAGGAACUUAAAAAGCAGUUCAUGUCUAUUUGGAGUGGCUUGGUUAGAGAACUAACUGAGAAUACAAAACCUAUUAAGGACAUCAACUAUGAAGAAGAUCAAUCAACUGUCCUCAUGGAGCUUGGUAUUGAAUGGGCUCUCAUAAAUGAAUCCAAAAGCAGUGGCAGAUACAAAAACAUAGCAGAGGUUGGUGAUUACGCUCAAUAUGUGUCUCUGACCAAGCAUCACCAUCUGUGUCACACAGGCCAACAAUUUCAUGAAAAUGAGAUGGAUUGUGACACAAGAGGAGAGAGAAAAAGUUCUACUACUGCUAACAGAUUCUUUGGAUUUCUUUCAGACAAAACUACAAAAGUAAGAAAUUACCUUAAGGGGCAUGUUCAGUGUGAAGAACAGCAGCAAAUCAGAUCCCUCAUUGACAAUGUUGAACAACAGUCCCUUAAUACAAUUAUGAGCAAACCUGUAGCUACAAGAGGCUACAGUCCAACUUACUUGCAAGAAGUUGCCUACGAUGUAAAACGAAAGGUGACAGAAUUUGAAUCAAAGAGGAAAUAUGCUCUAAAGAGGGAGUUCACGAUUGAUCUCUUACUGUAUGUAUUUCACAGAGCAGGGAGAUGGCUUUCAGAGUCCCACAAGAAAUUCAAAGGGAACAAUGAUGCACAGUCCUAUGUAGAAAGUAAGAAAAUGCAAUAUUACAACAUUUUCAGGAGCUUCUGCAAAGGAAACUCAUCUGCUGUUGUGCUUGGAGAACUUAUCUGUGAGAAGCUAAAGAGUUCCACUGUUGAGGCAGUCUGUAACAAGACUGCCAUUGAUCUUGCUGGAGAGAUGAAGUGCAAUUUCCCAGCAUUCAAUGUGAACAGAUUGCACUUUGAGAAACAUCUGUUGAGGUCACUCGCAGAGAAAGAAGACUUUCAUGGCUUUAUCAACUACAUCCGACAACCAAGGAAUCAAGCAGAGACUUACAUAAGAGAAGAAGUACAGAAAUACAUCUUCAGAGAACAAAGAGGGAAAGCACAGGAUAAACUCAGGAAAAAUGUUGAAGACAUCAACGAGCUUGUUAGUCAAGCUUUAUUUACUGCAACAGAGAAAGUCAAAGAGAAGCAGCAGGAAAAAAUGCAGGGGAAAAAAGGAGACCCAGACAUGUGGCUGGAGGAAUUUUGCAGUUUGCUAAAAGAUAAGCUUGCCUUCGACACAGUUUGUUGUCAAAACUUCAGUGACAUAAACAAUUUUGACUUUCUUAAAGAAGAGAUACAGAAAGGUCUUGUGUUAGUCCUACAAGAAGUGAGCGAGCUCUCACUGGAUAAGAUCAAGGAGUUCAGGAUGAAGCCUGAUCAAAUCCUAAUCGAUCAACUGUGUAACUGCUGCUGGGUUACUUGUCCAUUCUGUGCAGCUGUUUGCACCAACACCAUAAGUGAUCACGAAGAGGACCACAGCGUGCCGUUUCAUCGAUCUUUGUCAGUUAAUGGAUGGCACAUAAAAAACACCGUGGAACUGAGUAUUGAGUUCUGCACAACAAGUAUUGCAAGUGACAGAAGUUUUCACCCUACUUAUGAUUCAGAAGUGUGCAUUCCCUUUAAAAAGUACCGAACUGCUGGCCCAAAUUAUGCUAACUGGGCAAUUACCCCCGAUGAGUCUAAGCUGAAAUAUUGGAAAUGGUUUGUGUGUCGAUUCGAGAAGGAACUGGAAGAUCACUAUGGAUUAAAAUUCCAGGACAAUGGUCAAAUUCCGAGCGAGUGGAACACAUACUCUAAGGAAGAAGCUAUUAAAAGUUUGGAUGAAAUGUGAGUGAGCCAAUACAACCACAACCCUGCUGGAAAUCAUGAUACUGGUUUUCACAUGAUUAUACUUUAAUCAGAUUCCUUUAAAACAACAUUCAUUGACGUUUGAUUAUUUAACCGUUGACUGAGGAAGUUGUGUGAGCAAUAUAUGUGGACAGUCAAUGAAUCAUUACAAACUACACGUGAUUAGACUUGUACAUAGAAAUCAGAUUGCUUUAUGCAAACUAACGCUUAAAACAAAAGAAUGCACAAGAACAAUAGUAAAGUUGCGACUUUUGUGAGCCAUGAAAACGUUCUUAAAAUAUUCAUAUUCAUUUCAAGUCAAUGACUCAUCUACAAAGUUGGUCUGUGAGGAUUUCUGUAAAUGUAAAUUGGUUUCAUAAAGAGAAGUAGAGGAAAGAGCUGUGAAAGGGUGAGACAUUUUAGCAAUAACUAAUGGAAUAUUUUUUUGUUAACCUGCAUAAUUGAUUUCUUAAAAUUGCAACUGAAAAUCCUGUAAAAUGAGUAAUGCAUGUUUUUUUUUUUUUUGCAUGGCAGACAUCUUGUUAUGUGAAUUGUUUUGUUAAGAUGCUCA